GCCAAAUAUUGCUUGGAUGCGAUGAACGCCUCAUGUAGGCAUCAGCAUGGAAAGCUGUGAGUCUCCCGUGGUUUCUGGGACAGACGAUGGGCUUGGCUCCUCUGCCACCUCCCAGCAGCAUCACCAUCCACAACCCUGGAACGAUCACCCUAACGCACAGGUCCCACCUUGCAACCCUUCCUUGGAGCCCCUGUCUCUCUCUGCACCCCACUCAGCCCAGCUCCAGAAUCCCAGCACACCCUGCGCGGCUGUAAGAGAACAGAAGCAGCAAACACUGUCACAGGUUCACGGUGAUAAUUCCACUACCAGACAGCUGCACCCCAAAAGAGAGGCGUUAGAGGAAGAGGAGCAGGAGGGAGUUAGCUGUGGAGAAGAGGACGAAAACUUGGAAGAAUUGAAUGAAAUGGAGAUUGACAGCUGUUUCCCUAGUCUGCAGCCCUUCUCUGGUGUACCUAUGGUGCCAAGUGGAGGGGGCAUGCCCAUGCUCAUGCGGCAACAGCCCUCCCAUCGGAGGGGAGCCACAGAGAGUGGGAGCGAAGAAGGAGAGGAAGAGGAGGAAGAGGAGAGUAGUGACGUGGAAAACCUGGCUGGAGAGAUAGUCUACCAGCCUGAUGGCUCUGCCUACAUUGUGGAGAGUCUCAGCCAGCUGAUCCAAAGCGAUGGGAGCAUGGAACCAGGCUUGCUCCCCUCAAACUCUCUCCCCAGUGGGGGAAAACCAGAGGAACCUGUGGGGACCUCUUCUUCGGUGUACCCUCAGAUCAUCAACACGUUUCAUAUAGCCUCGUCUUUCGGAAAAUGGUUCGGCUCCUCAAACCAAGGUUUCCCCAAUACCUCAACCCUGGCAGGCCUAAGUCCUGUCCUGCACAGUUUCCGCGUCUUUGAUGUGCGGCACAAAAGCAACAAGGAUUACCUGAACAGCGACGGGUCUGCCAAGAAGUCCUGCGUAUCCAAAGAUGUUCCCAACAACGUGGAUUUCUCCAAAUUUGAUGGCCUGGCCCUUUAUGGCAAAGGCAAGCCCAUCCUCAUGUGUUUCCUCUGCAAGUUGUCUUUUGGCUACGCACGCUCCUUUGUCACUCAUGCAGUCCAUGACCAUCGCAUGACCCUAUGUGAGGACGAGCGCAGGCUCUUAGGCCACAAGCAUGCAUCGGCGAUUAUACAGGGCAUUGGAAAAGACAAAGAACCACUCAUUAGCUUCCUAGAACCAAAAAAUAAAAACCCUCCUCCACCGCCUACCCUGGUACCCAUGAACUCAGGCCAGAGCUUCUACGGCACGUUCAGUGGGGUUCAUUUAGAAGGGGGCAGCAGUAGUCAGGGAGGUGAGAGCCUCCUCAACAAAGACUCUGACUCGGGUCUCCAGCAACAAGCCCUCCUCACGUUGGGGGGUCUUGGCAGCCCCAAGCCUUCCCUUACCUCAACCCCAGGCCCAGCCAAAGACUCCAACACUCUGUCCAAGCAGGGUAGGAGAACAGAGGGGUCUGUGGGGAAAGAGGGGACUCAUAGAGGGGAGGAUGGGGAUGCAGAAAUCUGUGAAAGAAAGGCUCUCCUUCACGGUGAGGAGAUGGCCUCAGAGGAAGAGGAUGAGCUUCUUUUAGAAGAAGAGGAUGAAGAGGUAGAGGACGAAGGCACUGUGGUGGCCUGUAGUGGAAGUAGCAGCAGCAGUGGCGUAUUUGUGGGGGAACCGGCUGUCUCAAACCAAAGCAUCUCCAAAACUCCUUUAUUAAUGCCUAGUAGCGCUCUCCAGCCUUCUGCUUGUCUCUCUGCAGCCAGCCCCGCACUCAGCAGCAAAGCCUCUGCUUCCAUAUCCUCCUCUUCUAUCAGAGGGUCAGAGGACGGGAUGGCUACAGACGGUGGAGGGAGAACUUCAGAUCUCUCUCUGAGCUUUAACUGCCAGGGGUCUACGCUCCCCACGGCAAUGGCAGCAGUCACCGGCAGAGGGGGCGAAGAGGAUGAGGCCGCAUGUUCCUCUGCGAGCACAUCCUCCCCUCUUGCGUCCAAUGCUGCUGCUGAGGAAAGUGCCAAUCGAGAUAGUGCCACAGCUCCUGAACCAAAUGAAUGCCCAGCAGAAGGAGAUGAGGACAACAGUGCCCUCCUACACCACCACCACCACCUUCACCACCAUCACCACCACCCGCACCCUUCACCAAAUGCUCACAUGCACCUCCAUCACACAGCUACUUGUGACAUGUCAGGAAUGAGUGAGUGCACCCAGAACCAUGGGGCUGGGGGCAGUGGAGGGAGUGGAGUGGAGUGCCCGAAGUGCGACACUGUUCUAGGCUCCUCUCGCUCACUGGGUGGCCAUAUGACCAUGAUGCACUCGCGGAAUUCGUGCAAGACACUGAAGUGUCCCAAGUGCAACUGGCACUACAAAUACCAGCAGACCUUGGAGGCCCACAUGAAGGAGAAGCACCCUGACUCUGGAAGCUCCUGUGUGUACUGCAGCAAUGGACAGAGUCACCCUCGCCUUGCCCGUGGGGAGAGCUACACUUGUGGCUACAAACCCUUCCGCUGUGAGGUCUGCAACUAUUCCACUACCACCAAAGGAAACCUAAGCAUUCAUAUGCAGUCUGACAAGCAUCUUAAUAACAUGCAGACGUUACAAAAUGGAGGAACUAUUCCGACCGCUGGUGAACAAGUGUUUGGGCAUGCACCUGGAGGGGUGGUGCCUGUUUCUUCUGCUACCCAGGCCAGCAGCCAUCAUCCUAGUCACCACCAUCAUCCUGCCCAGUCCUCCACCCACAUGGCAGGGCCCUGUGGUGCCCCUUCACCCACCAAGCCAAAAAGCAAGCCCACCUGGCGGUGUGAGGUGUGUGACUAUGAGACUAAUGUAGCACGUAACCUGCGCAUCCACAUGACGAGUGAGAAACACAUGCACAACAUGAUGCUACUUCAGCAGAACAUGACCCAAAUGCAGCAUGGCCGGCUUGGUCUAGGCGCCAUGCCUUCACCCUCAGAGGCUGAGUUGUACCAAUACUACUUGACCCAAAACAUGAGCCUGCCACCAGGCCUUAAGAUGGACCCAUCUGGAGCUGAAGCCCAGUUCUUGCUUGGAGGUUUUCAUCUCGACCCCAACAUGGCGGCUCUGGCCCCAGCAUUAGCUUUCAGGCACACCUUCCUUGUUUAA
Molecule: messenger RNA, 3121 nt
Organism: Sinocyclocheilus grahami
Lineage: Eukaryota; Metazoa; Chordata; Actinopteri; Cypriniformes; Cyprinidae
Product: zinc finger homeobox protein 3-like
Exons: 3
Coding region: 47-3121 (1024 amino acids)
Biological process (GO): regulation of neuron differentiation; regulation of transcription by RNA polymerase II
Cellular component (GO): nucleus
Molecular function (GO): DNA-binding transcription factor activity, RNA polymerase II-specific; RNA polymerase II cis-regulatory region sequence-specific DNA binding
Source: RefSeq, a predicted model, not a curated record